AACAGUAUAUUACAAAAGAAAUCAGACAGCAGUUGAAUGAAAAAAUCAAAUCCAAAAAGGGAAGACUGAUUAUCAGAAACUUAUCUUUUAAAGCCACUGAUAAAAAGAUCAAACAAGCUUUCUCUAAAUUUGGAAAUAUCACAGAAAUAACCAUUCCUAAGAAAGAAGAUGGAAAAAUGAAAGGUUUUGCAUUUGUGCAGUUUGAGAACACUUCCAGUGCAAUUAAAGCUAUAAAUUCUCUCAAUGCAAAAGAAUUUUUAGGUAGACCAAUUGCAGUUGACUUUUCACUCCCUAAACUCAAGUAUAAAGAAAUUGCAGAGAAGUCAGUAGAGCAGCAACAAGAAACUAAGACAGAAAACUGUAAAGGUGAUUCAGAAUCAGAAGAUGGUGAAAACAAUGUUUCAGACAAUGAGGAUGAAUCUAAUAAAAGUGAAAGUGAGGAUGAUGAUGAAGAAAGUAGUACAUCAGAGGAUGAAGGGGAUGAAGAUGAUGAUGAGAAAUCAUUAACAGAAGAGCAGACUAGCAAUGGACCAAAUGAUAAAGAAAACAAAUCUUAUCAAGGAAGAAAGGUGGAUGCCCAGUCAUCAAAGGACAUCACUGAGGGAAGAACUCUCUUUAUUCGAAACGUUGCCUUCAGUACAACAACAGAGACUUUGAAUGAAGCAAUGACUGAAUUUGGGCCAAUUAAAUAUGCUGUUCUAUGUAUGGAUGCAAUAACAGAACACCCUAAAGGAACAGCUUUUGUACAGUUUUUAAAAAAAGAUGACGCAGAAAAAUGUUUGAAUAAAGCUAAUGAUGAAUCACAGAAUGGAGGAAUUAUUCUAGAUGGAAGGAAACUCAACAUUUCCCUUGCUCUCAGUCGUACAGAAAUACAAAAGAAAAUGCAAGAGAAGCAUGAAAAGAAACCAAAUGAUCGUCGGAACCUAUAUCUUGCUCGAGAAGGACAGGUACGAGUUGGAUCAAUGGCUGCUGAAGGUGUGUCUCAGACUGAUCUUGCAAAACGAAUGCAGUUAGAAGCCAGAAAGCGAAAACUGCUGCGUAACUAUCAGUACUUUGUUUCACCAAUACGACUGAUGGUACAUAACAUUCCGGCAUCAGUAGAUGACAGAAAACUAAAAGGAAUAUUCCUCCAAGCUGUUGGAGAUACCAAAUCAAGAAUCACAGAGGCAAGAGUGAUGCGUAAUUUAAAACAGGUUGAUACUAAAAAGCAGGGGAAAUCAAAAGGUUUUGGUUUUGUUGCUUUUACGGAACAUGAUCAUGCUCUCAAAGCUUUGCGGGAGCUGAAUAACAAUCCAGAUAUUUUUACUGUAAAAAAGAGACCAAUUGUUGAGUUUUCAGUGGAAAAUAGAGCUGCUUUGAAUGCAAAGGCAAGAAGGUUAGAGAAAAGUAGAGAGAAUUUAAAAAAACAAGGUGAAGGAGGACCACGACUUGCUAAGGUUCCUCGGAAAUUUAAUAAAAAGGAGAAGAAAAGUUCUCGGAUGCCUCCACAGAAACAUGCUGAAGACGGUAAAUCUUAUAUGGGAUCAAAAGCAAAGGAAGGAAUGAAAGGACUCUCAAGUCAUUUUGGACCAAAAAUUCGACAUAAACGACCAAAACUUCAAACUGAUAACCUUGAGAAAAAUCCUAAACGGAGAAGACUAGAAAUGGUCACUGCUUCAGAAGUACAUAUAAGAGAUAACCAUGAAGACACAAGUGUUAAAAAGAAACAAAAAAAGAAGAAUCAAAGAAGAAAAUCUAACAAUCCUCAACAAAAUGACAACUUUUCUCGUCUUGUGGAACAGUAUAAACAGAAACUGAUGACUCCUGAAAUGGUCUCUCGAAGAUCAAAGUGGUUUGAAGAAUCCUAGAAGAUCCAUAAACAAAUACUAAAUGAGGAUGGUGACAAAUUGGGAAACUUUUAUGAUUCUUUAAAGUAUAUUAAGCCAUUAAUACACAACUUGCUUGUACAUAUGGAACAUUAAAAUCGUUUAUCAGUCUC
Molecule: messenger RNA, 1978 nt
Organism: Limulus polyphemus (Atlantic horseshoe crab)
Lineage: Eukaryota; Metazoa; Arthropoda; Merostomata; Xiphosura; Limulidae
Product: RNA-binding protein 28-like
Exons: 12
Molecular function (GO): RNA binding
Source: RefSeq, a predicted model, not a curated record